UUAUUUCAAUUCCAAUUCCAACAUUUUGUUUACUGUGUCCAGCGGCAACACAACGAUGUCGUUUUUAAGGUAUGCUGUUUCCGUUUCCUUUCCAAAUUCUAGAUCAUACUCUCAUUCUCUCCAACAUUUCAAUGAUGAUGUUAUUGAUGUUGUUUCCUUGUUCAAUCGAAUGCUCCAUAAGAAACCCACCCCACCCGCCAUUGAAUUUGGCCAGAUUUUAGGCUCUCUUGUCAAAGCCAAACAUUACCCUACUGUUGUUUCCCUUUCUCAACAAAUGGAAUUCAGUAGAGUUACUCCUGAUUUUGUAACUCACAACAUCCUCAUCAAUUCUUUCUCUCAAUUGGGUCAUAUUUCUUUUGCUUUUUCUGUUUUCUCUAAGAUUCUCAAGAGAGGUUAUCACCCUAAUCUCAUAACCUUCAAUACACUCGUCAAGGGUCUCUGUCUCAAAGGUCACCUCCAUCAAGCAUUGCGAUUUCAUGACAACCACAUAGCUCAGGGAUUUCAGUUGGACCAAGUUACUUAUGCGACAUUGAUCAAUGGUCUAUGCAAAGCCGGACAAACAACAGCAGCACUACAAUUGCUCAGACGAGUUGAUGGGAAAUUGGUUCAGCUUAAUUCGCAAGGGAAGGUGAAAGAAGCUCAAAAUGUGUUAGCUGUGAUGAUUAAAAAUGACAUUAAACUUUCUGGUGUUACCUACAAUUCUCUAAUGAAUGGAUAUUGUCUAGUAAAUGAAGUGAACAAAGCCAAUGAUAUAUUCAAUGUUAUGUUCAAAAGGAGACUGACUGCUGAUGUUCGAACCUAUACUAUCAUGAUCGAUGGAUUUUGUAAGGCUAAAAUGGUAGAUGAAGCUAUUAAUCUCUUCAAAGAAAUGCAUUGUAGAAAAAUCAUUCCAAAUACGAUAACUUAUAGUUCCCUUAUUAAUGGCUUGUGCAAAUUGGGAAGAAUCUCAUAUGCUUUGGAGCUUGUCGAUGAAAUGUGUUAUAAAGGUCAACUACCUGAUAUAAUCACGUACAAUUCUAUAUUGGAUGCUUUAUGCAAAAACCAUCAAGUUGAUAAGGCAAUUGCAUUGUCAAGAAAAUUGAAUGAUAAGGGUAUUCACCCAAACAUGUGCACGUAUAAUAUUCUUAUCGAUGGGUUGUGUAAAGUUGGAAGACUAGAGGAUGCACAAAAGGUUUUUGCAGAUCUUUUGGUCAAAGGCUACAAUCUUGAUGUCUUUACAUAUACCGCUAUGAUCCAAGGGUUUUGCGACAAGGGCUUGUUUGAUGAAGCGAUGACCUUGCUGUCAAAAAUGAAAGACAAUGGUUGCCUUCCAAACGCUAUAACUUAUGAAAUAAUUAUCCGUUCUCUUUUUGAUAAAGAUGAGAAUGAUAAGGCGGAGAAACUUCUUUGUGAAAUGAUUGCAAGAGGUCUAUUGUAUGGCUAAAACUAGGUAAGAUAUUUACCUAUUGUUGUACAUUAUUAUUUUGAAUUUAUGUUUCAACACUACUGUUUUAUCAUUUUAUUUAUGAAGUUGAUUCACCUAAUUUCGUUUGGUUGAGUGUGUUUAUGCCUCCCAACUAAUAGAGUGGUGAGUUGCAACUUGAGGGAAAUUGGUUGGAUAUGAAAAGAAAAUUAUUGUCUUAGGAGUGUUGUUGUGUUGAAUUUGUACUAAUUGUAUUACACUUACUCUAGAUAAUACUUAUUAUCAACAAUAGCUUAUAUCUAGAUGCUUUAUAUAGUAAAAAAUUCAUUUCGAUACAAAAGUCAAAUACCUGUGAUGGGAUGAUGGAUAUGAGCAAAGGUCAAGAGACUAAAAGUGAUCCAAGAAUGAAAAAAUAGUUAUGAGAAUUGAGAAAGAGUUAGUUAUCGAAAAAGCACAUUGUGAAUUCUAAUUUUAGUUGUAGUAUUGGGUCUCGUUGCCUUUCACUUGAGAGUUGUUGCUAUUAUUUUUUAAAUUUCAUUGCUGUACUGUACUUAUAAUACUUGAUUGCCUCGUUGGUAUUACUGUCACUUUGAAUAUGUUUCUAGUUUCCACCUCCGAUACGUCUCUUGCAUGAACUCAAGUUUGUGGUUUAUCUUCAAGGGAACAUAUGUUGUCUAGUAUCUGAAUGUGAUUAGGCAAGGAAAUUGCACUUUAGAACAACGGCGGUGCCACUGUCAUAGUUUUGCAGUCAUACGAAACAUGGAGAAGUAGUACAUGAAAUUGUUGAAAACCUUUUCAUUUGUUUACAGGUGAUAUUCUUAGUUUAAAAUGUGAUACCGCAUCGGAAUAAAUCCUCAACACUAGACCUUUUCUGUGUACAUAAUCAUCAUUUAGAGUCUGAACUUUUUGGAAUGUUUCGUUAUUUGUGAAUCUUAAAAAGAAUUGUUAGAGGCCUGCUUAUAAAAUUGACUAUGCUAGAUUUAUAGUUUCUCUUUUCAAACAGCUUUUAAUUGGUUAUAUAUGAAUAUAAAUAUACUCUAACUUAUAGGUAAGCCUUGUAUUAAAAAAUUUAGGAUGAAAUUUUCCAUGCCGUAUCUGUUUUGCUGCAUAAUUUGAAUUCAGCAGUUUGGGGACACUUAUGAAGAGGUAUUGGUAAUAGGAUAAUGGGUUGAUUGACAUUUGGCUUGUUGAGCCUAUUUUAGGGUAACUAAAAUGAGUUGGCACAUAACAAGUAACUUUAUUUGUUCUUUAUAAUAAUAAUAAUUUUAAUCUAGAGUUUAACUGUUUUAGAAUGAUCAACUUAGAAUAGAAAUAAAUUUACUUACAGUGCUUGUUAACCAGCUUAGAAUAGAAAUAGAUUUAGUUAUCAGCUGUGCACUUAAGAAGUAAUAGCAGAAAUAGAUUUACAUAGUAAAGAUUAGGGGUCUGCAAAAUAUCCGGUUUGUCAGAAAAAUAGAUUUUCACACUAUCAAAAAAAUGUGUAAUAUCAUGUGUAAGAUUACCCUCAUAUGAAAGGAUGACCAACAAGGAAGUUGUAGGAGAUAUCUUGAGGUUUUCUAAAAGUCCAAGAUUACCCUCAUAUGAUAAAAAUUGAUCAAGUUAUGAGAUACA
Molecule: messenger RNA, 3013 nt
Organism: Vicia villosa (hairy vetch)
Lineage: Eukaryota; Viridiplantae; Streptophyta; Magnoliopsida; Fabales; Fabaceae
Product: pentatricopeptide repeat-containing protein At1g12300, mitochondrial-like
Exons: 2
Coding region: 56-1423 (455 amino acids)
Molecular function (GO): protein binding
Source: RefSeq, a predicted model, not a curated record